UACAAUGGCGGAGGACGAAGAUGGUGUUUCGGACAAAAAUUCGCCACAAAAUUCAAAUAACACUUCGUCUUCACAAGACAAUAAACAAAAUACGACAAAGCCAGAUUUAGGUAUCGAAGAAGCAAAAUACGAUAUUCAAGAAAAUGGCGACACGGCCGUCGCAGAACCUUCAAAGUCUACUUCCAAGUCCACGGGUGCUAUACGCAAGGAAGAGAAUCCAUUUUCCUUUCGACACUUUCUAAAACGAGACCUGUCUUUGCCGGGCAACUCGACUUACGAAAACACUGGCGCCCGACCCAAAGUUUACGCCAAUACUGUGCAACAUUCUCCAACAAAACUAGACAUUCAUUCCGAAUCGAGAAGGGACAAAACUCGCUCGAGUGAACCCCAAGCCAAAGAGAGACAGAGUGACAUUUAUCAUAGCAGUGAUCACGCGUCUUCUAGUAGCUCUGUAGAAUUACCUUAUAGUGUAGCCGAUAACUCCGAUUCCAAACACAACUUGUACUCUAAUAGCUCAGAUGGUCCCUUCUUCCAUAGACCUAACCUAGCUUCUGAACCAUUAGGUAUGCCAUCUUUGCCUGACUUUGUACAGGAUCACCUAUUAGUGGAGCAGGCAUACUCGAAUUCGAAUGGCCCCAUAUCUGUGGAUCUAGAUAAUUUACCCGACUUUACGUUUAACACGAGUUUUAACUCUGGUUCCCCUGUGGGCAGACACAAAAAACAAUCUUAUAGUAAUAAUAGAGGUUAUGAUUAUAAUCCGUACGAUGGAGAGAGAUCUGAGGCUGGUUCAUCGAGGAAUAUACCACUGGACCUCCCGGAGGGUGCUGCAGGUCCGGUGCCUUUGGACCUUGGAUUAAAUUUAGAUCUCACAGAAUCUGUUAAUCAGUCGGAUCGAAGAAAUGUCUCGCCUAGAAACAGUUUCCCUCUAGAUCUGCCACCGAAUGCUGGUGCAGAGUCCAGGCGGCUGCCAGAUUUAAUGCCCGUUCAUCCAGGGCGGACCUCCCCAGAGCCGGAGCAUCAGGAUGAGCAGCUGCAGCAGAUCAUAUCCGAAUUGGAGAGAGCUAGGUCAGAUCUGUUCGCUGAGCGCAGCCGUCGGUCUCGCGCGGAGGACGAGGCACAGCGCGCGCGGGAGGAGCUGGCCGCGGUCAGGGCCGAGCUGGCCGCCGUCAGGCUCAGGCCGGAGACACAUCAGGCGGGUGGCGAGGACGGCACGCUGCGUGCGGAGGUGCGGCGCCUGCAAGAGCAGCUAAAUGCCUCCCGAGCAGUGCGGACCGACGCCGCCGCCCAGCUGCGUCGCGCUGCCGAGGUCGCUGAAUUGCAGCUCAGGGAUUUGUUGGCGGGACUGGACCAGUUGAAAUCUCUGAGCUCGAGCCUGGAGCCGACAUGACGAGUGCCCGCGCCGCCCCUUCGCUAAAAUGUCCUUUUGAUCUAAAUUUUAAGAUAUUUAUUUCAUUAGUUACUCUAACGGCUUGUGGCGUAGAAGUUAGGUUUUAAAAGGCCACUGACGUACUCUAUUGAAUAAUAUGAGUUUAUACUUUGUUAUGACGAUUUUAGAAAAAACCUCAAGUUGAAACCGUACUUCAUAUGGCUGACACUUAUCAUUAGGAUUAGACAGACCCUGCCAAGUGAGUUGACCUUUCUGCUCUAAAGUCAAAAGUCCAAAACCGUAUAAUAUACAAUUCCUGUUCGAUUUAAAGGACCGAUUCUCCAUCCUGGGACAGUAAACGCGAGUGAGAAGGAGCGAGGCUCGACAAUUGAGCCCCAGAUUUAUAAAAACUUACCGUAUAUGUAGUUGUCAACGCCAAACUUAAUUUGCAUUUUGCUGUUGCGCAUGAAUAUUUUAAACUCAAAUUGGCAUUGUGAAACAGGCAUGUCUAGCAUGUGUACUACGAGAAAAUGUUGUCUACAUGUUUUCUCGAUAUUUGAUGGUUUGUCUCUUCAUC
Molecule: messenger RNA, 1943 nt
Organism: Aricia agestis (brown argus)
Lineage: Eukaryota; Metazoa; Arthropoda; Insecta; Lepidoptera; Lycaenidae
Exons: 6
Coding region: 5-1387 (460 amino acids)
Source: RefSeq, a predicted model, not a curated record